Molecule: messenger RNA, 249 nt
Organism: Perkinsus marinus ATCC 50983
Lineage: Eukaryota; Perkinsozoa; Perkinsida; Perkinsidae
Exons: 3
Coding region: 1-249 (82 amino acids)
Source: RefSeq, a predicted model, not a curated record
AUGCAGCCUGUGGGAUUCGAACCCGAGUCACUUCCCUUGGUCGGGUAUGCUGCUGAGAAUGGAAUGUCUGACAUGCAAUUGGAUAAGUUGCAGUUUAACGGCAUUGAUUCGGUCGAGACUGUUGACCUUCACUCCGGGAAAGAGCCGGCUAAAGCGGCUCGAAAAGAGUUAGUUCGGCAAGCUGAGAAACUGAGUGCUCGAAUUGAUAAGAUUUUUAAACAGAUUAAGGAGGCUGAAAAAAGUAGGUAG